AUGCCGUUCGAUGAACCUGAAGUUUGGGGCAACUGUGGUUUACCGAGUCAAAUUAGUCUGGGUCACUAUCUCUUCUACCGUCUCCGACAGCUGAAUGUGAAUACGAUUUUCGGUCUUCCAGGGGAGUUUAUCAUGCCUUUACUGGACAAAAUAUAUUCUAUUCCAGAGCUUCGAUGGGCAGGUAACGCAAACGAGCUUAAUGCGGCGUACGCGGCAGACGGUUACGCCAGGAUCAAAAAUUUGGCUUGUCUGGUGACGACUUUCGGAGUUGGUGAACUUUCCGCCAUUAACGGCAUAGCGGGAUCUUUUGCCGAGCAUGUUGGCGUUCUACACAUUGUGGGCAUGCCACCGACAUCUGCACAAGUCAAACAACUGCUACUUCAUCAUACACUCGGUAACGGAGACUACAGCAUCUUCCACAGGCUGGCAAGCGAUGUGUCAGAGCAUACUACUGUUCUUACGGAUCUCGAUAUAUGUGCUCAGGAGAUAGACCGAUGCAUUGCGCUUGCGUAUAAGAAAAGGCGACCCGUAUACGUGGGAAUUCCCGUCAAUUUCGUAGACGCUCUCGUUGAUUCAGCUCCUUUGAGUAUACCAUUGGACUUGAGUAUGCCUCCGAACAAUCCAGAGCUUGAAAAUGAGGUAGUCGAUGCAGUGCUCGAUUUGAUUUAUAAAGCCGAAUCUCCUGCCAUUAUCGCCGACGGUUGUGUUUCCCGGUAUAACAUCUCAGCCGAAUUACACGAGCUUGUGGAACUGACGCAGUUUCCUGUCUUUAGUACACCAAUGGGGAAAGGAGCAUUCGAUGAACAAGAUCCCCAUUUUGGAGGCACUUUUGUAGGGUCCAUGUCUUCGCCAGAAGUCCGGGAAGUUGUUGAUUUCUGCGAUUUCGUUCUCGUCGUCGGCGCUCUUCUCUCAGACUUUAACACCGGCUCCUUCAACUUUUCCUAUCGGGCCAAAAAUACAGCAUUGCUAUUUUCCAAUUUUGUAAAAUUGAAGAAUGCCAUGUACCCCGACUUGGAGCUUUCUUAUUUACUACGAGCUUUGAUAGCUAAACUUGAUCCUACGAAGAUUCGAUAUAGGCCUCAACCGGUGCCUGAAGUAAUAAGAGCCAAAAUUAAGCUAAUGGAUAAUGUUCCAUUAAGACAAGAAUGGGUCUGGAGUCAAAUUAGUAAUUGGUUUCAAGAAGGUGAUGUUAUAAUAACGGAAACCGGAACUUCUGCUUUCGGCAUCAAUCAAACGAAAUUUCCCAGCUCCACUAACUGUAUUUCCCAGAGCUUAUGGGGUUCGGUUGGAUACUCGUUAGGAGCAUGCCUAGGGGCGUCUUUCGCAACUCUCGAGGAAAAAAAAGGUUGUCGAGUUAUUCUGUUUGUGGGAGAUGGUGCUUUACAGCUCACUGUCCAAGAGCUUUCUACAAUAAUAAGAUGGGGCUUGACGCCCUAUAUUUUUGUCAUGAAUAAUAAUGGUUACACCAUUGAUAGAUUGCUGCACAGAAAAUCCAAUGCUGGUUAUCAUGACAUCCAACCUUGGCAUAACUUGAAAUUACUAUCAACAUUUGGAGCUUUGAAUUACGAUGCUCGUCAAAUCAAGACUGUUGGUGAUUUCUCAGCUCUUGUAAAUGAUGAGAAUUUUGCUAAAAACGGGAUAAUACGAAUGAUAGAGAUUAUAUUACCGUCCAUGGAUGCUCCUCCCGCGCUUAUGGAGAAAUGGCUUCUCGAUGAUACCAUGGACGUAGACCUUAGUAAAAGAAUGCUUGAUUGGCAUGAUCGUGAUGACGGUCGUGGAAAUAAAAAGGCAAAAUCUAAUUGGCAGUCUCCCGCAUCUCUUUAA
Messenger RNA from Lachancea mirantina, 1824 nucleotides. The record is from the annotation of a GenBank genome assembly. NCBI's taxonomy places the organism in Eukaryota, Fungi, Ascomycota, Saccharomycetes, Saccharomycetales, Saccharomycetaceae.